AUGCACAAGGAUGCCCACAAAUUCAUAGCUAGAUGUGAUAAGUGCCAAAGGAGUGGGGGCAUAACCAAGCGUGAUGAAAUGCCUCAACAAAAUAUUUUGGAGGUUGAACCCUUUGAUGUAUGGGGGGUCGACUUUAUGGGGCCUUUCGUUUCCUCUUGUGGCAAUCUCUAUAUAUUGGUGGCGGUGGACUAUGUGACCAAGUGGAUCGAAGCUAUAUCCUUGCCCACCAAUGACCACAAGGUUGUGCUCAAGCUUCUAAAAAAGAUCAUCUUCCCAAGAUUCGGGGUUCCAAGAGUUCUUAUUAGUGAUGGUGGUUCUCACUUUGCCAAGAAACAACUUGAAGCUCUCCUCAAACGCUAUGGGGUUCAUCAUAAAAUCGGCCUACCAUACCACCCCCAAACUCAAGGAUAA
Messenger RNA from Chenopodium quinoa (quinoa), 411 nucleotides. RefSeq lists its product as uncharacterized. The coding region runs from base 1 to 411 and encodes 136 amino acids. Gene Ontology annotation, molecular function: nucleic acid binding. NCBI's taxonomy places the organism in Eukaryota, Viridiplantae, Streptophyta, Magnoliopsida, Caryophyllales, Amaranthaceae. The record is from RefSeq and is a predicted model, not a curated record. Gene Ontology annotation, biological process: DNA integration. The transcript has a single exon.